Miscanthus lutarioriparius is the source of this 2958-nucleotide messenger RNA. The record is from the annotation of a GenBank genome assembly. Lineage: Eukaryota; Viridiplantae; Streptophyta; Magnoliopsida; Poales; Poaceae.
AUGCCUGUCCGCAGCUCAGUGGCCAUGACGACGACGGCCGCCAGUGCUCUCGUCGCCCUCCUCGUCGUCGCCGUCGCCGUCGCCGACGAUGGGGCGACGCUGGUGGAGAUCAAGAAGUCCUUCCGCAACGUCGGCAACGUACUGUACGAUUGGGCCGGCGACGACUACUGCUCCUGGCGCGGCGUCCUGUGCGACAACGUCACAUUCGCCGUCGCUGCCCUCAACCUCUCUGGCCUCAACCUUGAGGGCGAGAUCUCUCCAGCCGUCGGCAGCCUCAAGAGCCUCGUCUCCAUCGAUCUGAAGUCAAAUGGGCUAUCCGGGCAGAUCCCUGAUGAGAUUGGCGAUUGUUCAUCACUUAGGACGCUGGACUUUUCUUUCAACAACUUGGAUGGCGACAUACCAUUUUCUAUAUCAAAGCUGAAGCACCUGGAGAACUUGAUAUUGAAGAACAACCAGCUGAUUGGUGCGAUCCCAUCAACAUUGUCACAGCUCCCAAAUUUGAAGAUUUUGGAUUUGGCACAAAACAAACUGACUGGGGAGAUACCAAGGCUUAUCUACUGGAAUGAGGUCCUUCAAUAUCUGGGCUUGCGGGGCAAUCAUUUAGAAGGAAGCCUCUCUCCUGAUAUGUGCCAGCUGACUGGUCUUUGGUACUUUGAUGUGAAGAACAAUAGCUUGACUGGGGUGAUACCAGACACCAUUGGGAACUGUACAAGUUUUCAGGUCUUGGAUUUGUCUUACAACCGCUUUACUGGACCGAUCCCAUUCAACAUUGGUUUCCUACAAGUGGCUACACUGUCCUUGCAAGGGAACAAGUUCACUGGUCCAAUUCCUUCAGUAAUUGGUCUUAUGCAGGCUCUCGCUGUUCUAGAUCUGAGUUACAACCAAUUAUCUGGUCCUAUACCAUCUAUACUAGGCAACUUGACAUACACUGAGAAGCUGUACAUCCAAGGCAAUAGGUUAACUGGGUUGAUACCACCAGAGUUAGGAAAUAUGUCAACACUUCAUUACCUAGAACUGAACGAUAAUCAACUUACUGGGUCAAUUCCACCAGAGCUUGGAAGGCUAACAGGCUUGUUUGACUUGAACCUUGCGAAUAACCACCUUGAAGGACCAAUUCCUGACAACCUAAGUUCAUGUGUGAAUCUCAAUAGCUUCAAUGCUUAUGGCAACAAGUUAAAUGGGACCAUUCCUAGGUCGUUGCGGAAACUUGAAAGCAUGACCUAUUUAAAUCUGUCAUCAAAUUUAAUAAGUGGCUCUAUUCCUAUUGAGCUAUCAAGGAUCAACAAUUUGGACACGUUGGACUUAUCCUGUAACAUGAUGACUGGUCCAAUUCCAUCAUCCAUUGGCAGCCUAGAGCAUCUAUUGAGGCUUAACUUGAGCAAGAAUGGUCUAGUUGGAUUCAUCCCUGCGGAGUUUGGUAAUUUGAGGAGUGUCAUGGAGAUAGAUUUAUCCUAUAAUCACCUUGGUGACCUGAUUCCUCAAGAACUUGAAAUGCUGCAAAACCUGAUGGUGCUAAAACUGGAAAAUAACAAUAUAACCGGCGAUGUCUCUUCUCUGAUGAACUGCUUCAGCCUCAAUAUCUUAAAUGUGUCAUACAAUAAUUUGGCUGGUGUUGUCCCUGCUGACAACAACUUCACACGGUUUUCUCCAGACAGCUUUUUAGGUAAUCCUGGACUCUGUGGAUAUUGGCUUGGUUCUUCGUGUCAUUCCCCUGGCCACCGAGAGAAACCGCCAAUCUCAAAGACUGCCAUAAUUGGUGUUGCUGUGGGUGGACUUGUUAUCCUCCUGAUGAUCUUAGUAGCUGUUUGCAGGCCACACCGUCCACCUGCUUUUAAAGAUGUCACUGUAAGCAAGCCAGUGAGCAAUGCUCCCCCCAAGCUGGUGAUCCUUCAUAUGAACAUGGCCCUUCAUGUAUACGAUGAUAUAAUGAGGAUGACUGAGAACUUGAGUGAGAAAUAUAUCAUUGGAUACGGGGCGUCAAGUACAGUUUAUAAAUGUGUUCUCAAGAAUUGCAAACCAGUGGCAAUAAAAAAGCUGUUUGCCCACUACCCGCAGAGCCUUAAGGAAUUUGAAACCGAGCUCGAGACUGUUGGUAGCAUCAAGCAUCGGAAUCUAGUCAGCCUUCAAGGGUACUCAUUAUCACCUGUUGGGAACCUCCUCUUUUAUGAUUAUAUGGAAAGUGGCAGCUUAUGGGAUGUUUUACAUGAAGGUUCAUCCAAGAAGAAAAAACUUGACUGGGAGACUCGCCUACGGAUUGCUCUUGGUGCAGCUCAAGGCCUUGCUUAUCUUCACCAUGACUGCAGUCCACGAAUAAUUCACCGGGAUGUAAAAUCAAAGAAUAUACUCCUUGACAAAGAUUAUGAGGCCCAUCUUACAGACUUUGGCAUUGCUAAGAGCUUAUGUGUCUCAAAAACUCACACGUCAACCUAUGUCAUGGGCACUAUUGGCUACAUUGAUCCUGAGUACGCUCGCACUUCCCGUCUCAACGAAAAGUCUGAUGUCUACAGCUAUGGCAUUGUUCUGCUGGAGCUGCUGACUGGCAAGAAGCCAGUGGACAACGAGUGCAAUCUCCAUCACUUGAUCCUAUCGAAGACGGCAAGCAAUGAAGUCAUGGAUACCGUGGACCCUGACAUCGGGGACACCUGCAAGGACCUUGGCGAGGUAAAGAAGCUGUUCCAGCUCGCGCUCCUUUGCACCAAGCGGCAACCCUCGGACCGACCGACCAUGCACGAGGUGGUGCGCGUCCUGGACUGCCUGGCGAACCCCGAUCUGCCGCCAAAGCCAUCCGCGCAUCAGCUGGGCCAGCUGCCGCAGCCGUCUCCAGCUGUGCCAAGCUACAAAAACGAGUACGUCAGCCUGCGGGGCACCGGCGCUCUCUCCUGCGCCAACUCGUCCAGCACCUCAGACGCCGAGCUGUUCCUCAAGUUCGGCGAGGCCAUCUCGCAGAACAUGGAGUAG